Molecule: messenger RNA, 2860 nt
Organism: Spinacia oleracea (spinach)
Lineage: Eukaryota; Viridiplantae; Streptophyta; Magnoliopsida; Caryophyllales; Amaranthaceae
Product: protein FAR1-RELATED SEQUENCE 5
Exons: 2
Coding region: 266-2584 (772 amino acids)
Biological process (GO): regulation of DNA-templated transcription
Molecular function (GO): zinc ion binding
Source: RefSeq, a predicted model, not a curated record
AUCUAAUUUCAUCAAAGUAAAAUCAGAUGGAAUUCAUGAACUCCACCCACAAUCGUUCUCUCUCUCCUCCAUUAUCAACCUUCAAUCUGUUCUUAUUAUAAUCAAAUCUUCUUUUCUAAACCCCUAAAUUCGAUUAUUUAUCACAAAAAUUUCAAUUUCCCCCCAAAUUUCAAUCUCUCUCCUCCAAUGAAAAAAAUUCCCAGAAACCCUAAAACCCAUUUCCAUCUUUAAUUCAAUCCCUAAAUUGCCCCCCUUCAAUUUUCAAAUGGAAAACCAGGUCUUAAAUUUCGAUAUAGAAUUAGGACCUGGGACCACAAUCUCCGACGACGCCAUUGAAAUCGACCUCCCAGAAACCCCAUUUCCUCUAUUCUCCGCCAUUGAAGGCGAAUUGGUAGAGCUGGAACCCUACGACGGUAUGGAGUUUGAGUCCGAGGAAGCCGCAAAAGCCUUUUACAACUCGUACGCGCGUCGAAUCGGUUUCAGCACCCGAGUCAGUUCGUCGCGGCGUUCGCGUAAAGACGGCGCAAUUAUUCAACGCUCCUUCGUUUGCGCGAAAGAAGGGUUUCGUAAUUUGAACGAAAAGCGGACGAAGGACAGGGAGAUUAAGCGUCCUAGGAUGAUUACAAGAGUUGGGUGUAAAGCAAUUUUGUCUGUAAAAAUCCAGGAUUCUGGGAAAUGGGUUGUGAUUGGUUUUUGUAAGGAGCAUAAUCAUGAGCUUGUACCUCCUGAUCAAGUGCAUUGCCUCCGAUCGCAUAGACAAAUUUCUGGGCCGGCAAAAACGCUGAUUGAUACGUUGCAGGCUGCUGGGUUGGGGCCAAGGAGGAUAAUGUCCGCGUUGAUUAAGGAGUAUGGUGGGAUUAGUAAAGUGGGGUUUACUGAAGUUGAUUGUAGGAAUUAUAUGAGGAAUAAUAAGCAGAGGUCUAUGGAGGGUGACUUUCAGCUUCUAAUUGAGUAUUUGAAGCAAAUGGAGAUGAAAAGUUCGGAGUUUUAUUUCGCGGUACAAGGGGAUGGUGAUCAUCAUUGUUCUACUUCCACAGGUAAUGUUUUCUGGGCUGAUGGUAGAGCUAGGAUGAAUUAUAAUUAUUUUGGUGAUACUGUUACUUUUGAUACUACAUUUAGGUCUAAUAGAUAUAGAUUGCCUUUCGCGCCUUUUACUGGGGUUAAUCAUCAUGGACAACCUGUGUUGUUUGGGUGUGCUUUUUUGAUCAAUGAGUCCGAAUCGUCUCUUGUUUGGCUGUUUAAUACAUGGUUGGAUGCUAUGUCGGGGAAGCAUCCGUUGUCCAUAACUACUGAUUAUGAUGCCACUAUUAGGUCUGCUAUUAUGCAGGUUUUUCCGGAUACACGACACCGGUUUUGCAAAUGGCAUAUGUUUAAGAAGUGCCAGGAGAAAUUGUCUCAUGUUCUUCUUGAGGCUCCGGGUUUUGAGGGGGAUUUUCACAAGUGUGUUAACUUGCCUGAGUCGGUUGAUGAGUUUGAGUGUUGUUGGUUGUCAGUUUUGGAUAGGUAUAAUCUCAGGGAUAAUGAGUGGAUUCAGUCGAUUUACUCUGCUCGGAGGCAGUGGGUUCCAGUGUAUUUACGAGAUGCAUUCUUUGCUGAGAUGUCAAUUACACAACGUAGUGACAGUAUGAACUCGUACUUUGAUGGUUAUGUGAACGCCUCCACCAAUCUUAGUCAGUUUUUUAAGUUGUAUGAAAAGGCUCUAGAGAGUCGAAAUGAAAAAGAAGUUAAAGCUGAUUUUGAGACUAUGAGUAGUCCUCCUGUUCUUAAGACCCCAUCUCCGAUGGAGAAACAGGCCUCAGGACUUUACACUACAAAAAUAUUUAUGAGGUUUCAAGAAGAGUUGGUAGGGACUUUGACUUUUACAGCAACAAAGGCAGAUGAUGAUGGGGAGGUUCUGACUUAUCAAGUAGCAAAAUAUGGGGAUGAUCGUAAGGUGUUCCGUGUCAGAUUUAAUGUUUUAGAGAUGAUAGCAACUUGUAGUUGCCAGAUGUUUGAGUUCUCCGGACUUCUUUGCAGACAUGUAUUGGCAGUGUUUAGAGUGACUAAUAUUCUUACUUUGCCCUCUCUUUACAUUUUGAAGAGAUGGACAAAGACUGCGAAGAGUAGUGUUAUAUUGGAUAAUCCACAUGGAAGUACUGUGACUAGUUAUCUAGAGUCGCAUACAGUCCGCUACAAUUCCCUACGUCAUGCAGCUUUCAAAUUUGUUGAUGAAGGGGCUAGUAGUUCAGAGACAUAUGAUGUUGCAAUGGCUGCUUUGCAAGAGGCAGCAGAAAAGGUCGCCCAGGCUUUAAAGAAUGUACAAAGAAGUUCCUUGGCAAAUGGGCUUAUUAAGGACUCAACAAGAGAAAGAGGCUUAAGGGAUAAAGUCAGCCAUGCCAAUGAUGUGAGCCUCAGUGAGCAAGUGUCUGAGGAUUUCAUGGACCAGAAAAUCAGAGAACUUAGUAAGGAGCUAGAAUCAGCUAGCCGAAAGUGUGAAGUUUAUCGAGCCAACUUGCUUUCGGUUUUGAAAGACAUUGAGGAUCAUAAACAACAACUAGCAGUGAAAGUUCAUAAUGUGAAGAUUAGCCUCAAAGAUUCCAUUUAAAGAUGCUAUGCAAUUGCCUGUACUCGAUGUAUAUAGAGUACGAGAUAUAAUUUUUUUCUUUUAGCUCAAUUACUCAUUUAUUCCCAGAUAUUUUUUUUUUCUUUUUCUUCAUUAGACAUUGUACAUUGUGUGGAUAGUAAAGAGGUAGGAGUUUUAGGCCUUUGACAUAAAUUGUAUGUGUCCUAACAUCUAUAUUUGUAAUUAACAGAUUACACGAGCAAAUCAGUUUUCCCCUAUAUUUUCUGGAAUAAAUGUUUUCUUUGUGUUAUUAAGUGA